Molecule: messenger RNA, 1437 nt
Organism: Bactrocera oleae (olive fruit fly)
Lineage: Eukaryota; Metazoa; Arthropoda; Insecta; Diptera; Tephritidae
Source: RefSeq, a predicted model, not a curated record
CAAACUUCGUGUAAAACUUAAUAUACCCUGUUCAGGGUCCAAAAAUCCAAUAAAAUUGCUCAUAAAAUUGAAAAAAAUCAUUACAUACAAGUAUAUAGGCAAUUCACAAGCAUUGUCUUAUGUCUUAUGUCGUAUUUCAAUAGUCUUAAAAAAUACGACACUUGUGAGCACCCUUUAAUCGUUGUAUGUCAUAUUGUGUUAUAAUUCUACACUUCAUCAGCUGAAAGCUAAAAAUUAAGAAUACAAAAAUGCCACGAGAAACUGACAAAAAUAAAAUAAUAGGUUAUUUAUGUGAAAAUCAUGCAUUGACUUUAUUAGGAGUUGAAUCAAGUGAGGAAAAAGACGAAGCUAUUGAAAGUUUUUUAAUCAGCAUGAGCUGCUUGCUGAGCAAGAGAAGAAGCGUUCAGUUCGGCUUACCAAAGUGUUCCAGUUGGCAGCGAAAUGAGCUAAGGAAUCUUAACGAAAGCAGAUUCAAUCAGAUGCUUCGUGUUCGCGCGGAGGAAUGCGAACGUAUCUUAGAAUUAAUUAAAAAUGACGCUGUUUUUAAAACAAGUUCAAGUGCUACACAAUUUCCAAUCGAAUUGAAACUCAAAAUAGUGCUGUAUCGGUUGGGAUCUUCCGACGAUGGACAAUCUGUUCGCAAAGUGGCUUCCUUAUUCGUUGUGGGUGAUGGAGGCAAUAUUAAAAAUGUAACGCAACGAAUUUGAACGAAGCCAUGUUGCGAUUGAAAAAUUAGUUUAUAUACUGCGAAAGAAAUGCCAGGGUGUGUAGGUUACAUCGAUGGUUCCGAAAUAAAAUUAGCCGAAGCUCCAGUUAGAUAACACGAGAUUUACUAUUCGUGUAAACGUCAAUAUUCUGUAAAAAUACAAGCGAUUUACGACUAUAAAUUGCGCAUUAGGCAGGUAACGAUUGGUUAUCCAGGCAGUGUACAUGACGCGAAAAUAUUUUCAAAUUGUUCACUCGCAAAACAUCCGGAACGAUUCUUUUCGACAUCACAGUGCGUCGCGGGAGAUAGUGCCUAUCCACUGAAACCAUAUUUAUGACCCCCUUCCGGCAAAACAGCGUUGAAAAUACAAAAGAAGAAAGGGAUUCAUUUAAUGCGUAUAACCAAAUACCGCGUACGAAUUGAGAAUUGUUUUGGUCUUUUGAAAGAGAAGUUCGGUAGCUUGAAGGAGCUCAAAUUUAAACUGCUCUCAACGUCAAAUAAGAAGGAAUGCAAUGACUGGAUUAUAGUAUGUUGUAUUCUUCACAACAUGUUAAUGAAUUUCGAAACAUAUAAUGGAAACAGCAAUGAAGUUUCGAUGCCUCAAUUUCCUUCAACAUCAGGAAAUAUUAGGAGAAAUUACUUGCUUCGUUAAAAAAAUCAAAAUGCUUAAUACACAUAUAUGUAUGUUCUAUUCUAUAUUCUUUAAUCCUACAAGUUAAAAAAAAUGCGUG